Messenger RNA from Aspergillus affinis, 2259 nucleotides. RefSeq lists its product as uncharacterized. The transcript has 2 exons. NCBI's taxonomy places the organism in Eukaryota, Fungi, Ascomycota, Eurotiomycetes, Eurotiales, Aspergillaceae. The coding region runs from base 1 to 2259 and encodes 752 amino acids. The record is from RefSeq and is a predicted model, not a curated record.
AUGUGCCAACUGAUCGUCUUCUGGCACAUCUGCAGCCACCUGAUCCUCUCGACCAUGAAAUGCCCCUUCGACGGCGCGACCACGCACGAAGAAGAAACCACCACCACCGCGCUCGUCGACUACCCAUGCUGGCUUUGCAAGCAAGGCCCCCACCACGCCCAAUGGGAAAAAGUCUCCCGCGUCCGAUCCGCCAUCCUCACCGUGGAGCAGAUGGAAUUCAUCCUCAACGUCUCGUCCUACGAGCGUGACUUCCUCCCUCGAGUCGCGGGCUUCUACGCGCGAGGCGACCAUAAGCGCUGGGGCCAACCGGGCGAAAACAAGGCGAAGUACACCCAGAAGGACUCUUAUAUCGAGAGCUUGGAGCUGGAGAUUGCGCUGGCGGAGCGCGGGGAGAGAGCGGUUCUGAUGAAACCGGGGUUGAUGUUUGAUUUGGAGAUUGCGUUGGCGAAGCGCUUUGAUGUGGAGAAUUAUAAGCCGCUGUUUUGGCCGCUCAGAGGGUGGAGGGAGCCGAGUAUGGUGUUUUAUUCGGCUUCGACGAUGCUGAAGCUCUUGCCGUCGGUGGGGGAGCAGGGGGUGCUGAAGAUGACUGCGUGUGAUGGGGAAGAGAUUUAUGGGUGUCAGUUCGCGCCGCAGUCUGCCACAGCUGGCUCGAUGCUUUCGACCUCGUCUGGGCCUUCUCAAAGUGCUAUAUCCCUAUCUCUAUGCCAGACCAACAACACCUGGAGCGCUUCUUUCCCCGACAGGACCUUCGCCCCAGCUGCACAGAGCCAUGUCCCCACUUUUUGCGACAGCGUACCAGCCUGGAUGCAGUGGCAGAACAACAGCCACCCGCCUGGAGGUGAAGCACAGGGCCCUUCCACAUCCGAAAGUCUCUUCGGUUUCGAUGCAUACAGUGCGAACGACAUCGUGUUGCCGGAUCCGUGCUCAGCCGCCCAGAAGACUCAUAUGGGAACCCCCAUGCCUGGAGGCCCCGUGAUCCAGAACCCCGUCGACUACCAAAUGACAGGGACAGCGACAGCAACAGCUACCGAACUUAACCCCAUCUACUCUGGAACCGCUAACGGUGUCAAUAUCUCCUACCCUGCAGGCAAUCCCAUCCAAGCCCCUGAUAUCUCGCUACCCGCACCCCUCGCAUGCGAUAUGCUUCCAUUCGGAUACGGAUACACCACCCCCAGACCGAUAUCCAGCAACGCCAGCACCAACAUGAGCCCGAUGUCCCCUCAGCGUUGCCCGACGGAGCAGCAGCAGCAGCAGCAGCAGCAGCAACAGCAGCAACAGCAGCAACAGAAGCAGGAACAGCCAGUUCCGACCCAGAAUCCUUUCGGAUACGGAAGUUCACACCAGUUCCUCUCGGCGUCGAUUCCUAUGUGCCAAGCACAAGCUCAUAUACAAGCCCAGACACUCACCUAUCAAAAUCUCCGCCCACCACAACAGCAGCAACUGCAAUCACAAGCACAAGUACAACCAAACCACCAAGUCCAGGUCAAAACCUCAAUUACCUCACCCUCCCCCAAAAAAGCCAUCGCCAGAAAACCACGCCUCAGUGGCAGCAACCUAUUCCGCUCUCACGGCCCACCCAGCAAGCGCUAUCUGACGCCUUUGCCCUGCAACCCAGGAACCCCCGCGAUAAAGAUGUAUGAGACACCUGAGAAAAAGACAUUCUCUACUCCAGUUAUGGGUACUACUGGUACGAGUUCGGACGUGGAUAUGGAGGAUGGGAAUACGGAUAGCGAGACUGAUAGCUCGAGUGCUUCGCCGUCUACCCGCAGAAGAAGACGUACAGUCUCAGGCACAGGUACAAGCAUAACCAACGCUAAAGGUAAGGCAAGAGACACAGACAAAGGAAAAGCGCCAAUGAUAAGGGCAACUAUCAUGCAGGCUCAUGGUCCUGUCGAUUCUUGUGCGUUGAUGGUUGGCGGUUUUCCGUCUCAGGACCAUAUCCAUAUGUCUGCUCCUGCCCCUGCCCCUGGGCCUGGAAUCAUUCCUAAUCCUGGCCCUAUUCCUGGCCUCGGCUUUGACCCUGUCCCUAUGAUGAUGGGGAUGCCCAUGCCGAUAACGCCCCAGCGUGGCCCGGUCCAGUCGAAUAGGACACCCAUAAUGACGCAGUCGACGUCGAGCAAGAACGUAUCUACGAGUUUGAGUUUGAGUGGCGAGAGGAAGCGGAAACGGGAUCGGGAUCAGGAUCAUUCGCGUUCUUGUUCGCGUUCGCAGGCACAUUUACAGGCCCAGGCCCAGGCGCAGUCAAAAGAAGGGUAUUAG